AGAUUACAUUUUAGCAUUUUUUGAUAGAGAUUAUGGUAAGCUUAUUGGUUUUCUAAAUGAAUUUAUUCUGUUAUUACAAGAAAAUGAUGAAUUGUUAAAACGUGAGUUACCUAUGUACUUUACAAACUUUAUUAAAAAUAAUUUAAAUAAUUUUUGGAAAGAUGAACUUGUGCUCUCUAAUAAGGAUUUCAAUACUUUUAAAGAUAUUCACUUAUUUGGAUGCUUUUUUUCAGAUCUGGCUAACUUAUUUUAUUUACUUGUGAAUCCAAACAACAAAUUUAUGCUCUUUAAUUAUGAUAAAUGUGCCAGAUAUCUUUUUGGUUGUUCAAUGGUGACUGUUUUAAUGCACUUUCAAGAAGAUAUUGAUGAAAAAAAUUUAAAAUGUUCUGUUUAUGACAAUAAGAAUAACGUAUUGGAAUAUAAAUUAAUGAUUGAUUCAACAAAAAAAAUUAUUUUUUUUACGUUUGACUUACGUUAUUUGAAAGAAUAUAAUAUUAGACAAAUAGAUUGUAUAGUUCAGACUACCCAAAAACAUUAUCAAUCAUGUGAUAUUAACUUAACUGAAUACUUACAAUAA
Molecule: messenger RNA, 577 nt
Organism: Vairimorpha ceranae
Lineage: Eukaryota; Fungi; Microsporidia; Nosematidae
Exons: 1
Source: RefSeq, a predicted model, not a curated record